Molecule: messenger RNA, 1599 nt
Organism: Xyrichtys novacula (pearly razorfish)
Lineage: Eukaryota; Metazoa; Chordata; Actinopteri; Labriformes; Labridae
Source: the annotation of a GenBank genome assembly
AUGACGCUCCAACCACUGACUCCAGUGAACUGUGGUGGUCUUCUGCAGCCCGGCUGCUCUAUGCUGCAGCUGGACGGGGAAGUUCUCCUGUUUGGCCAGAAGGGGUGGCCCAAGCGCUCAUGUCCAACAGGGGUGUUUGGGGUUCGACUCAAACAUGGUGAGAUGAAGCUGAGGGCCAUCUCCUUCUCCAAUGACUCCUGUUACCUUCCUCCAUUGCGUUGUCCAGCCGUCUGCCGUCUCGACCCUUAUGAUGGGCUUCCUGAGAGCUACCUCAUCCAUGGGGGCCGUACACCAAACAAUGAGAUCUCUUCCAGCCUUUAUGUGUUGACCAUGGAUAGCCGUGGCUGCAAUCGCAAGCUGACCCUGUGCUGCAAAGAGAAAGAGCUGGUCGGAGAAGUGCCAGUAGGCAGAUAUGGCCACACUAUGAGCAUGGUUCAGAGCCAUGGAAAGACAGCCUGUGUGCUUUUUGGCGGUCGAUCCUACAUGCCAGCAGGAGAGCGGACCACUGAGAACUGGAACAGCGUCGUUGACUGUCCUCCUGAGGUGUUUCUUUUUGACUUGGAGUUUGGUUGUUCCUCUGUUCACUCUCUACCUGAGCUAUGCAACGGAUUGUCCUUUCAUUUGGCCUUUUCCAGAGAGGACUGUGUCUACUUCCUUGGCGGUCACUCUAUUUCAUCUGAUUCCCGCCCUCCUCGACUCUUCCGCCUGCAUGUUGAACUUCUGCAAGGCAGUCCUUUGCUUUCCUGUGAGACUCUAGACACAGGCAUAUCCAUCUCUAGUGCCAUAAUCACUCGCACAGGUCCUUCUCACAGAUAUAUCAUCUUGGGUGGGUAUCAGUCAGACUCUCAGAAGAGGAUGCAGUGCAGCAUGGUUACUCUGGAUGAAAAAGGGAUUCACUUGGAGCCCUUGGAGUCACCUAAGUGGACCCAAGAUAUUGUCCAAAGUCGCACUUGGUUUGGUGGCGGAGCUGGUGAGGGAAAGAUGCUGUUUGCUGUACCAACAGAGGGAAGGUCAUCUCAGCCUGAUGCACAUUAUUUCUAUCAUGUGAGCUUUGAAACUGAAGGAGAAGACAAAGGGGAAGAAGGAACGCAAGGAUGCAGCCAGGAGUCGACAGAUUAUGACGAGUCCCCUCCUCUUGAAGACUCAGAGGAGCUCUACUUUGGUCGUGAGCCUCAUGAACUGGAGGACAGCAGUGAUGGGGAAGAAGAUACCUACAAUGAGGACGAUGAGGAGGAUGAAUCACAAACAGGCUACUGGAUCAAAUGCAGUCUCGAAUGUCAUGUGGAUCCCAACACAUGGGAACCGUACUACUCCACUGAGCUCCAUAGGCCGGCAAUGAUCUUCUGUUCCAGAGGGGAGGGGGGACACUGGGUCCACGCCCAGUGCAUGGAGCUGUCUGAGACACUGCUGCUUAAGCUUUCUCAGGGUGGCAAAAAGUACUUCUGUCUGGAUCAUGGGGGUCUGCCCUACCAGGAAAUGACCCCACCACGACAAAUAACGCCUUUGAAGCGGACCCCCAUGAAGGUUAAGGACAGGAAGACUCCAACAAUGAAGAUAUCCCCGGUCAAGAAAAGCUUUUUCCGCAGGCUCUUUAACUGA